Arabidopsis lyrata subsp. lyrata is the source of this 1771-nucleotide messenger RNA. RefSeq names its product putative E3 ubiquitin-protein ligase ARI4. Gene Ontology annotation, molecular function: ubiquitin conjugating enzyme binding; ubiquitin protein ligase activity; zinc ion binding. Gene Ontology annotation, cellular component: ubiquitin ligase complex; cytoplasm. The transcript has 3 exons. The coding region runs from base 192 to 1685 and encodes 497 amino acids. NCBI's taxonomy places the organism in Eukaryota, Viridiplantae, Streptophyta, Magnoliopsida, Brassicales, Brassicaceae. The record is from RefSeq and is a predicted model, not a curated record. Gene Ontology annotation, biological process: positive regulation of proteasomal ubiquitin-dependent protein catabolic process; protein polyubiquitination; ubiquitin-dependent protein catabolic process.
UACUUCAAAUUAAAAUAAGGAAAUAGUUAAUUUCAUCUAAAAAAACAACUACACUGCCCUAAGUUUUGCGUUAUUGAGUCCAAAAGUAACAAUUCUCUAACGAUCUCGCCAGUAUAUGAAACUUGUCGUCUCAACUUCAAGAAAACAUACUAUCUCUUCGCUCUUGAUCGUCUCGUAAUUGUUUUGAUCUGAUGGAUGACGAAUAUAUGAGCUUCGAGGAGGAGGAAGACGAUUAUUGUUGCUCCUCCGAUGAUCAUGAUGAUGAGGAGUAUAACAACGCGGAAGAAUCCGUUUUGCAACAACCAAGAGAACCUACGAGCCAGGUGAUCACGAAGGAAGCACUUGUAGCAGCGCAGAAGGAAGUUAUGGUUAGGGUUAUGGAAUUGUUAUCGGUUAAGGAGAACCAAGCGAGGACUCUUCUUAUUCAUUAUCAAUGGAACGUUGAUAAGUUGUUUUCUGUGUAUAUUGAUCAAGGCAAAGAUCUUUUGUUUUCUUGUGCUGUCGAAGAGGAAGAAGAAGAAGAAGAAGGAGAAGACGAGGAAGAGGAAGAAGAAGGAGAAGAAGGGGGAGGAGGAGACGAGGAAGAGGAAGAAGGCAAAAAAAACGAUGAAGUGCAACUAGUUAGCCCGGAGUUAGCUGAGAAGUUUGAUCGUUUCCUCGUUGAGUCAUACGUAGAAGAUAACAAUAUGGUGAAGUGGUGUCCAAGCACACCACAUUGCGGGAAUGCGAUACGAAAAAUCAAAGAUGAUAGCGAUGACGAGGUGGAAUGUUCAUGUGGACUUCAGUUCUGUUUCAGUUGUCUGAGUGAGUCUCACUCUCCUUGCUCUUGUUUGAUGUGGAAGCUAUGGAAAAAGAAGUGUGUAGACGAGUCUGAGACGGUUAAUUGGAUGACCGUUAACACGAAGCUGUGUCCCAAAUGUAGCAAACCUAUUCAAAAGAGAGACGGUUGCAAUCACAUGACUUGUAAGUGUGGUCAGUUUUUUUGCUGGCUGUGUGGUCAAGCUACUGGAGCAGAACAUAGUUUUAGGAGUAUCGCUGGUCAUAGUUGUGGUCGGUACAAAGAUGAAAAAGUGAGGCAAAUGGAGAGAGCCAAAAGGGAUUUAGACAGGUACACACAUUACCAUUACCGAUACAAAGUGCACACCGAUUCAUUAAAGCUAGAGGAUAAACUUAGGAAGAGUAUCCUGAAGAAGGCACUGUUAAAUUCUGAAACCAAGGAUCAAGAAGAGUUUAAAGAAUACAGUUGGGUUACAGAUGCAGUCAACCGGUUAUUCAGAUCACGACGGAUUCUUUCGUAUUCGUAUCCUUUCGCGUUCUACAUGUUUGGCGAAGAGUUGUUCAAAGAUGAGAUGAGCGAUGAAGAGAGAGAUAUAAAGAAGAAUCUGUUUGAAGAUCAGCAGCAACAACUUGAAGGUAAUAUUGAGAAACUUUCCAAGAUUUUAGAAGAGCCUUUUGAUGAGUAUGGUCAUGAGGAAGUAAUAAUUAUGAAGAGUCAACUAAUCAAGAUGUGUGCUAUGGUUGAUACACUAUGCAAGAAAAUGUAUGAGUGCAUUGAAAAUGACUUAUUAGGUCCACUCGAAUCUGGAAUCCACAACAUUGCACCUUACAGAUCAAUGGGAAUAGAACAAGCUGCUAAAUUUUCUGCUUCUUCGGCUUGUAGUUCAAGCGGAUCUUCGUCGAAUUAAUUUUACUAGUUUUACUAGUUUUUUUUGUUUCAUAAACAGAUGAUGCAGUAGAAAACUAAUUUGGCUCUUUUCCUUCUUAAUGCGAU